AUGCUGUUUCUUUUUUCUUCUGUUGCCUUCAACGAGUCUCUUCUUGGAGCAUCUCUCUCUAAAUAUAUUUAUGUCGUUUUUUCCUCCUCUUUUUACUGCUUUCUCGUCAAAACAACUCGAGUCUUGCUCCUUCGCUGUCGGCUGUUGUUACAAAUGCAGAGAGGCGCUGGCGACGAAGAACGGCCUGACUGCAAAACUGUUAAACAACAAGCACACCGUUGUGUUUUGCCUUCAUGGAAGGGCUUGACAAUGCAAUCGAACUUUUUGUACGCAUUUAAUGAAGCAGAAAGGAUAGCUUUCCCCUCCCCUGUAAACAUCCCUUCCCUCACUUGCACUUUUUUUUCUCCACUCCCGAUCCCUUUCCCGUCCCAAAAAAUGUCUUCGUUUCUGUUUCUGUUAUUUUUUUUUCAGCCCACAAUAGCUUCUUCUACAGCUAUUAGUGCUUUGCUUCAUGGACAUGGAGUUUGGCUGGGAAGCCUGAGAAGAGACAAGUCAACGUCGUUCCUCACUUCAAAAUGA
Leptomonas pyrrhocoris is the source of this 519-nucleotide messenger RNA. RefSeq lists its product as hypothetical. The coding region runs from base 1 to 519 and encodes 172 amino acids. The record is from RefSeq and is a predicted model, not a curated record. Lineage: Eukaryota; Euglenozoa; Kinetoplastea; Trypanosomatida; Trypanosomatidae. The transcript has a single exon.